Molecule: messenger RNA, 1327 nt
Organism: Rhagoletis zephyria (snowberry fruit fly)
Lineage: Eukaryota; Metazoa; Arthropoda; Insecta; Diptera; Tephritidae
Product: putative fatty acyl-CoA reductase CG5065
Biological process (GO): long-chain fatty-acyl-CoA metabolic process
Cellular component (GO): peroxisome
Molecular function (GO): alcohol-forming very long-chain fatty acyl-CoA reductase (NADP+) activity
Source: RefSeq, a predicted model, not a curated record
UUUUUAUUGAAAAAAUAUUACGUGCCACAGAAGUAAAAUGUAUAUACAUACUAAUACGCCCCAAAAAGGAGCAAAGUGUUGAAGACCGCAUAGAUGCUAUGUUCAAAAAUCCGCUGUUUGCCGAGUUGAAUCGUAAAAAACCAUCGGCAAAAAAACGUAUAGUACCGAUUCUGGGUGACUGCCUUCUGGCCAAUUUGGGCAUUUCACCAGCUGAUCGCCAAACUUUAAUUGAUGGGACUCAAAUAGUCAUACACAGCGCAGCUACGGUCCGCUUUAAUGAACCACUCUACAAUGCAUUAGCUAUAAAUGUGCGCGCUACCAUGGAUUUAAUAAAAUUGGCGAAAAAUAUGUCUAAGCUAGAAUCCUUCGUCCACGUUUCAUCUGCCUUUGCGAAUUGCACUGUCUUCCACGUGGAUGAAGUGUAUUAUACAAGUGAGCUGAAAAUAACUGCUGAAAAUAUGUGCAAAGUGGCCGAGUUAUUGGGCCCAGAUAAAACCAAUAGUAUGACAAGUGAAUGGUGUGGCAAAUCGCCGAACACAUAUACCUUUACAAAAGCUUUGGCGGAAGAGGCUGUGCUCUCGCAAGCAAAGCAACUACCGAUAUGCAUAUUUCGGCCUGGCAUAGUUAUACCCACCCACAGUGAACCCUUGACCGGUUGGGUGGAUAAUCUUUAUGGACCCAUGAGCAUUUUGUUCGGUGUAGCGCAUGGUAUACUUCGCGUUCUCUAUGUACAUCUGGAUGCAAAUGCGAACUUCGUGCCUGUCGAUAUGUGCGCCAAUCUAAUGUUGGCCUCAGCAUGGAAUACGGCGAAACCCGUAAACAAAUUGCUUAUUCAACCUCCCCCAAUAUACAAUCUAGUACCUGAUGAACGUAACAUGCUAAAAUGGGAUACUUAUCGACGAACUUUGGAGGAGCAUGCACCUAGCAUGCCACUUACAAAAAUGGUUUGGUUUCCCUUCGCAAUAAUCGUCAGUUCAAAGUUAUUGUAUAAUAUUUUGAUAUUAAUCUACCACAUAAUUCCUGGAUAUAUUUUCGAUUUCAUACUCCUGUUGAUGGGAAAGAAAAGAAGAAUGGUGAGCACAUAUCGUAAAAUCCACAAGCAAACUGCGGUACUCGACUACUUUGUCGAAAAUAAAUUCACCUUUACAAUGGAAAAUACGAUAAAGUUGUGGCACUCACUCUCUAGCAUUGAUCAAAGCUUAUUCAAUUUCAAUAUGGUCGCAAUAAAUUGGCAUGAGUACUUCUACAAUUCGUUGCUUGGUUUGCGCUGCUUUUUGGGACAGGAGCAACCGGAAACUAUACCAAAGGGCAAACAGCUCUGGAACAG